Messenger RNA from Danaus chrysippus (African queen), 966 nucleotides. The record is from the annotation of a GenBank genome assembly. NCBI's taxonomy places the organism in Eukaryota, Metazoa, Arthropoda, Insecta, Lepidoptera, Nymphalidae.
AUGGCGCGCCGGAGGAGCAGCGGUAUAACGAGUCUGGGGUUUAACCAGGACCAAGGCUGCUUCACAUGCUGCCUAAUAUCGGGCCUGCGCGUAUACAAUGUUGACCCUCUGGUUGAGAAAGCACAUUAUAGUAAGGAGGAGCUUGGUGAAGUAUCUCUCUGUGAAAUGGUGUUUCGAACUAACUGGUUACUAGUAGUUCGUGCGAGACGACCAUGCAGCCUCAUGCUUCUUGACGAUCAACAGAGAGCUUUCAGAGCCGAGGUCCUGUUCAAAUCACCAAUACGAGCCUUGAAAGCUAGGAAGGAUAAAGUAGCAGUAGUGUUAUCAUCAACAGUACAGAUUCUAUCUCUGCCUUCAUUAACUCGGGUCGCCUUGCUCCGUACUCCGAGCGCGGGACGUCCCCUUUGUGCGAUAGCUACAGACCCGGGGGCAGCGCAAUUAGUAGCUGCGCCUGCGCAUAGGAAAGGAUCGUUACAGAUUUUGGAUGUGUCCCGAGCUAUAAAGAACGCCGCGUCAAGUUCACCGGCGGUGGUCAGUUGUCAUCAGACAGACCUCGUCUGCAUAAGCCUGUCUCCCAAUGGAGCGAAGCUAGCUACGGCCAGUGAACGUGGAACUAUCAUAAGACUAUGGGAUACAAACACUAAACAUAUGCUGCACGAACUUAGACGGGGGUCUGAUUACGCUGAUGUUUAUUGUAUCAACUUCAACUGGUCCGGUACACUGGUUUGCUGUGUCUCGGAUAAGGGCACCCUACACGUGUGGCUCGCUCGAGGUAACUACACGCACGUGUGUGCGGCGCCUGCUACCUCACAAAGAGCUCUGUGUGCAUUCAGUGACGAUAGCAGCGCUAUAGUAAUCUGUGAGGAUGGAACAUUUCACAAAUUCACAUUCUCUACUGAAGGGAGCUACCAUCGUAACGACUUUGAAUAUUUUUUACAGGUCAGUACUAUUUAUUACAUAAUAUGA